CUUGUUUGUGGCGGUUUCCCGGGAUCGACCAGUUAAUGGGAGACUGGGCUGUUUUAACUGCCGGCGGCGAUGCGUUCUGGUGCAGCGGUCAGGGCCUGCCAGAAAGUCUGCAGGUGCCUGUUGUCUGGGUUUGGAGGUCGAGUGGAUGGGGGGCAGCCUGAGCCGUUACUGGAAGGGAGUUUUUCCUUCGGAGUGCCCGUGAGGUCGCACGCGGAGCUGCCCCGGGGGAGCGAGCCGACCGAAGCCCCCGAGUCCGGUGAGGGGAGCGAGGAGCUGGUAGAGAUCUGUCAGAGAAGGCAUUUCUUCAGUGGCAGCAAGCGGCAGCUUAGCCGACAUUCUCUUCUGAGCGGGUGCCACCCCGGCCUUGGCCCCUUGGGCAUAGAGUUGCGCAAGAACCUGGCAGCAGAAUGGUGGUCCUCAGUGGUGGUGUUCAGGGAGCAGGUCUUCCCGGUAGAUGCCCUCCAUCAUAAGUCUGGCCCUACGCUGCCUGGGGACAAUGCCUUCAGGUUAGUUUCCGCAGAAACUCUACGCGAAAUCUUGCAAGACAAAGAGCUGAGUAAGGAACAGCUAAUAGCAUUUCUUGAAAACUUAUUAAAAACUUCUGGGAAACUACGGGAGAACCUUCUUCACGGUGCUUUGGAGCACUAUGUUAAUUCCCUGGAUCUGGUAAACAAGAGACUACCUUAUGGCCUUGCUCAGAUUGGAGUGUGUUUUCAUCCUGAUACUAAGCAGACAUCUGAUGGUGUUAAAAGAAUCGGUGAGAAGACUGAGGCUUCACUGGUUUGGUUUACUUCAGCAAGAACUGCAGGCCAGUGGCUUGAUUUCUGGUUACGUCAUCGACUCCUGUGGUGGAGAAAGGUAUACCCUUAAUUUACGAAUUAAUAGGUGAAGUGUCUUAGUGUGUCAGAGAUAAUACUUCUCUACAAUAAAUGAAAUUUUAUUGAUAUGGGGCUGUUAUGUUUGUAAGAGACAGCUCUAAUAAAUCAGUAAGUACAAAUAAAAGCCUCUUUGUAAUGAUUUUCAUUGUUCCAUAUAAAAAGUUACUUUGUUAAAAAAUAUCUGUUGAUGUCUCUCCUGCUCAGAAGCUUUUGUCCAUAAGCCUUUGCAUUCGAGGUAGAGUUCAGAUGCCUCACCUGGCAUUCCUGGCUGGUAUAGAGUUUGACCUUUGCACACCCUUAAAGCUUCAACCUUUGCUCACUGCCUCCGUCCAUGAACUCUCCAUAUUUGUCAAGAUGGUUCUGUGAUUUAUCAUCAAGUUUUAGUACAUGCUGAAGAGGAAAGAGUAGGUAUUUGUGGCUCACCAUUGUCUUGCUUUUCUCCAAUUCUUAAAAUCCCCAAACACCCACUCAAUUAAGUGGAAUAAUUACAAAUAAUCACACUCUUCACAGAGGAUAAGAAUGGUGAGUAUACACUUUCUUCUCUAUCCCUCUUAGUUUAUGGUCACCUUCCCUUCUUAUUAACUGGCCAAAAAAAGCUAGAUCACUCCAGCAGUUUUUCUCUGUAGUUCUUUCAGGCUAAAAACAGUAUUUUUAGCAAUACAUUUGCUCAUAUUUAACUGAACUUCAUAGUUUUUAUAUGGGACCUGACCAGUUUCAUUCAGUGGCCACAUAAAAGUCUCAGGUAACUUUACGUUUUAACAUUUAGUUUCAUAAAUUAAUAAAACAAACUUUCUUGGGGUGCCUGGGUGGCUCAGUCGU
Molecule: messenger RNA, 1697 nt
Organism: Leptonychotes weddellii (Weddell seal)
Lineage: Eukaryota; Metazoa; Chordata; Mammalia; Carnivora; Phocidae
Source: RefSeq, a predicted model, not a curated record